Molecule: messenger RNA, 1071 nt
Organism: Anguilla rostrata (American eel)
Lineage: Eukaryota; Metazoa; Chordata; Actinopteri; Anguilliformes; Anguillidae
Product: insulin-like growth factor-binding protein complex acid labile subunit
Exons: 2
Coding region: 1-1071 (356 amino acids)
Cellular component (GO): extracellular matrix
Molecular function (GO): protein binding
Source: RefSeq, a predicted model, not a curated record
AUGAACAAGAUCAUUCACAUUGCAUCGGAUGUAUUUCAGGGUCUGUCACAGCUGCCAACAUUUAACUUAAGCUUUAAUCAGAUAAGUGAUCUGGAUAAGGAUGCUUUUAUAGGGGUGAAGUGGUCAAUGCUGAGGUUGUUUCUGGAUUACAAUAACCUGAUCACAAUCCCUCCAGGGGUUUUCCAUGGUCUACUUGCUCUGGAAGAGAUCAGUUUUUUCGCGAACACUAUACAGCUGAUUUCUACAGAUGCAUUUUUGGAUCUUCCCUCUCUCAGGUUGUUGAAUCUUAGUAGGAAUCAGAUUUCCAUCCUGGAACCCAAGAUUUUUCACAGUCUUUCACAGCUGGAGUUAUUGGACAUUUCCAACAACAGCUUGAAAACUAUAAAAGGUUUCACAUUUAUGGGCUUGCGGGAAAUGGUGGAACUGAACCUACAGUUUAAUCUAAUUCAGGCUUUAGAACCUUUCUCUUUAUUUGGCUGCUCAUCACUUUUAGUUCUUCAUUUGGGGAAUAAUCAGAUUCACACAAUUCACCCAGGGACAUUUGAAGGUGCCUACAUCCUCACAGCUUUAAAGCUGGAAAACAACAAUUUGACGUUUUGGCCUUCAGAAGUCACAAAGCCUUUCAGGGUUCUUCAAACAAUAACACUGUUCAACAAUCUCAUCAGUGAGCUCCAAGAUGGAGCUUUUGUUGGAAUGGUCCAUCUGCAUACCUGCAAUCUGAGCCAGAACAGGAUCACAAAGAUCCAAGAGGGAGUUUUCAUUGAUCUAGUUAAUUUGAGGGUUCUUGACCUGUCAAGGAAUUAUCUGUCCAGACUGAGUUCCAACAUACUCCAGCUGCCAAAAUUAAAAACAUUAAACAUCUCUACAAAUAUUAUAUAUGAUAUUCACUGUGAUAUGUUUAAUGGGAUUGCUGCUCUUGAGAUGUUGGAUUUAAGUGACAAUCAGCUCAGAUUAGUGCCCAGCUGCACUCUGGAAAAUCCCAGCAGAGCAGAGGGGACUGAACGCAUUCGAGGCGGUUGGCAGUUUGCCGUGCAGGGCUCCGAAGAUCAGCCAGAUCCAGGAAGCGAGUAA